GAGGAAGUGCAACAAUGACAAAGAGGAACUUAGUACAAUAAAUAUGAUUUUUCGAAAUACAGGUCAAGAGACCAAAAGGAGUUAAGAAUCUCUAAGAGUAUGAAGAUAAUUCUCAUUUUUGUGACAUUUUUAUUGCAAGGUGUCGUCAGCAUGAAGACUAAAGUCACAGGAGUAUCUGGGAAGGACAUUACAAUAACAUGUUCUCUCGGCUACAAAUCAGAUCAUGUCAAAUACUUCUGUGAAGGCGAUUGUAAUGAUGAUAAAGAUGUUCUAAUAAAAAGCAGCCGUGGGAUUUGGAAUUUAAGCAAAUAUAGAAUAGUAGACUACAAAAAUUACUUCAACGUUACAAUCUUUCAUCUAACAAAGAAGGAUGCUGGUCCCUACUAUUGUGGAUGGGAAAGAUUCAUCAUAGUGGAUAUAUACAGACGUGUUUUCCUCACUGUCAAUCAAGCCACUCCCAGUAUCACAGCUUCAACAGAAACACAAGAGCCCAAGAAAACUGAGUUAACACCAAGCCCACCUGAGCAAUUUCUUCCAAAUACUUCCUCUCAAACGCCAAUAUACAUCGGAGCAAGCAUUGGAGUGAUCACACUCGCCUUGGCAUUGGUUCUUAUCAUCCACUUUACACACAAAAAAGGGAACGUUAGCACAUCUUCUGGCGGGAAAAAGGACAAAGCAAGAAGUGCAAGAAGCUCCAAAGAAAUGCUCGAAUCAGCUGGUGACCACACCUCACCUGCUGUGGAAAGCCAUGGUGCUUCGAGAAAUAGCGACUCACUGAUUUCCCCAAACAAUCUACUAUAUUCGACUAUCACCCACGGCCACAUUGACAGCAACACAGUCUCUCAUGAACCUGACGUGACAUACUCCAACAUUAAACUCACAGAUGAAACAGCAGUGUACUGCAAUGUCUAAACAUCAUGCAAAAAGCCAGUCUAUGACAAAGUAAUAGACUAUUUGAUGUUGAUAUGGACCACUGUUUAAUAAAAUGGCUUGCAAUGUUUAUUAUUGAAUAAAGUAUCGCCUCAACAUCUGAUUCACUGCAGGAGUCACAU
Molecule: messenger RNA, 1052 nt
Organism: Corythoichthys intestinalis (scribbled pipefish)
Lineage: Eukaryota; Metazoa; Chordata; Actinopteri; Syngnathiformes; Syngnathidae
Exons: 5
Coding region: 100-912 (270 amino acids)
Cellular component (GO): plasma membrane
Molecular function (GO): transmembrane signaling receptor activity
Source: RefSeq, a predicted model, not a curated record